UAAACUCCAAUCUGCGUGUCCGCCAUCUUGAUUUGUUGGAGGAUCGCAUUCCUUUCCAGUUUGACGGAAUUUUCACAAUUCAACACCUCAGCAUUCAAGCAAGAUCAACAAUCGAAAUGGACCAGACAAGCAGCGAGACUGCUAUGGACGACCAUCCAGUUGUACACCCUGGAGACGAGACAAGCAGCAGCGAGGCAUUAGACACGGGAAGACAGCAGAGCGAGGAAGGGCACAUUCCAUGUGAGGAAACGUGCGGAGAAGAAUCCGACCAUCCUCCAGCACAAGGUGGAACAGAGCAGACGGGCAGGCUUGCGGUGAAACCUACUGUUGAUAAACCUUUUGCGUGUACUGAAUGUGACUAUAGGGCAACCACAAGGGCUAGGCUAUCCAUACACACUCGGAGGCAUACUGGAGAGAAACCCUAUAAAUGUGACCAGUGCGAAUAUUCUGCUGCACAUAAGCGUUCUCUAGACAUCCACCUCGCUAAUCACACCGGAGAAAAGCCAUAUAUGUGUGGACAGUGUGGAUACUCGACUAAUAACAGGUCCCGCUUAUCCGAACAUAUGAGAACACAUACAGGUGUGAAACCUUAUAAAUGUGACCAUUGUGACUAUUCUACCGCACAAAAAAGCAAUUUGGACACACACUUGGUCAAACACACCGGAGAAAAACCAUACAUCUGCAAAGAGUGUGGGUUCAUGACGGCUGACAGGUCUUCCUUAACCAGACAUAUGAGAAGACAUACAGGCGAGAAACCUUACAAGUGUGACCAGUGCGACUAUUCUGCUGCACAGAAAUUUGCUUUGGACCUUCACCUUACUAAGCACACUAAGCAAACUGACGCCAAACCGUUCAUUUGUGGAAAGUGCGGAUACAGGACGAAUGUCGUCUCUUCCUUAACCGUACACAUGAGAACACAUACAGGCGAAAGGCCCUACAAAUGUGACCAAUGUGAUUUUGCCGCUGUAGCGAAAAGCGAUUUAAACCGACACAUGGCUACACACACCGAUGUAAAACCCUUCAUGUGUGGAGAGUGCAGUUACAGAACUGCUACCAAGUACCAACUAUCUCAGCAUACGAGAAGGCAUACAGGUGAGAAACUCUACAAAUGCGACCAAUGUGAUUAUUCGGCUGUAGCGAAAUGCAGACUGGACAAACACAAGGCUAAGCACACCGGUGAGAAACCCUUCAUGUGUGGUGAGUGUGGGUACAAGACAGCUGACAGGUCCUGCCUAACUCGACAUAUGAAAACACAUGCAGUCGAGAAACCCUACAAAUGUGACCAAUGCAGCUAUUCUGCUACAGGGAAAAGCUAUUUGACCAAACACAUGGCUAGACACACUGGUCUAAAAUCCCUCAUAUGUGAGGAGUGUGGAUACAAAGCUCCUCGUAGGUAUUGUCUAACCGUACAUAUGAGAAGACACACAGGCGAGAAACCUUAUAAAUGUGACCAGUGCGAUUAUUCUGCUGCACAUCAAAGUAAUUUGCGCCGACACAUGGUCAAACACACUUCUAAGUGAUACAGUUAACAAGAUUCGGACACAGGCAACAAAAUACGACUGCAUCAAAGAACUGCAUUUAUAUAUUUAUUGUAUGUGUUACAACUUAUAGACGAAGUGAUUAUCAAUAGUCAUCAUCAUUAGAUAAGACUAUUUAUUCAUUUAUUUCAACUUCCUCAUUUUUGUAAACAAAAAAUGACUUGGAAAACAAAAAAAUGACUUGGAUUACAUAAU
Molecule: messenger RNA, 1733 nt
Organism: Branchiostoma floridae (Florida lancelet)
Lineage: Eukaryota; Metazoa; Chordata; Leptocardii; Amphioxiformes; Branchiostomatidae
Product: zinc finger protein 615-like
Exons: 2
Coding region: 117-1520 (467 amino acids)
Biological process (GO): regulation of transcription by RNA polymerase II
Cellular component (GO): nucleus
Molecular function (GO): DNA-binding transcription factor activity, RNA polymerase II-specific; RNA polymerase II transcription regulatory region sequence-specific DNA binding
Source: RefSeq, a predicted model, not a curated record